AGCCCCUGCAGCGUGCAGCAGCUGGAAACGAGGAGGAGGGGCAGGCAGGGGGCCGGAGGUCGUCUGUGCGCCCAGGAGAUCACUCGCCAUCCCCAGGAGCCAAACAGGAGCCAGACCAUGGCAGGGAAGCUCAAGAAGUCUUCCAUGCACGGGGUCACCAUCCGGCAGCUGGUGGAUGAGAUCCCCGAAGGCUGCAGCACGCCAGACUUUGAGCAAAAGCCGGUCACCUUGGCACUGCAGGAAGGAAGAAAUGCCAUCUUCCGGGCUGUGGUCUGUGGGGAGCCCAAGCCCGAGGUGUACUGGCAGAGCAGCAAAGGUGACCUCAGCAACUCCAGCAAGUACCAGAUCUCCUCCGCCCCGGGCAGCAGGGAGCAUGUGCUACAGGUCAACAAGAUUAUGGGCGAGGACACGGACCAGUACCGGUGCCGGGCGGUGAACGCGUAUGGGGAGGCCAUGUGCUCGGCCCGGCUCACGGUCAUCGAAGUUGGCUUUCGGAAAAGUCGGAAGAGGCACAAGGAACCCCAGGAGGACCUCAGGCAGCAGCUGGCCGAGUUCCGGAAGAUGCUGAAGAGGGCGCAGCCUUCUACCUCUGAGAAGACAAAGGUGGAUCGGGAACAGGUGUGGCAGCUGCUGAUGACGGCGGACCGAAAGGACUACGAGAGGCUGUGCCUGAAGUACGGCAUCAUGGACUUCCGGGGCAUGCUGCGCAAGCUGCAGGAGAUGCGCAAGGAGCGGGAAGACAAGAUGGCUCAGUACCUCAACUCCGUAUCCAACUGGAAACACAUCAAAAUCACCAAGGAGGGAAUUGCAACGUUUGAACUGGAGCUAGAUCUUAAGGAUGCUGAGAACAAGAUAUACCUGUAUAAGGAUGGUGAGAUGGUCCGCUAUGGCUUCGACAGCCAGAGCAAGCGCCACGUGCGACGGUUGGGGAAGCACUACCAAUUCCAGAUCCAGGAUCUGUGGCCCGAGGACGCUGGCAUUUACCAGGUCAGGGUGGAGGACGCCGAAAUCUUCUCCACAGAACUGGAGGCCAGCGCCAUCCCCCCCCGAGUGGUCGUGCCACUGGCCGAGGUCCAUUGUGAAGAGCAGAGUGACGCCGUCUUUCAGUGUGUCCUCUCCAGCGCCUGUCCCAAAGCUGCCUGGAGUUUCCAGCACCGCUCACUCCAGCCAAGCGACAAGUACGAAAUGUCCGUGUCCCCUGACGGGCUGACCCACAAGCUGAUGGUGAGGGGGGCCCGUCUCUCAGACAUGGGCGCCUACUCCCUGAGCACUGGGCUUUACACCUCCAGCGCCUGGCUGGUGGUUGAAGACGGGAAGGACAAAGGCCUUCUGACCACAAGUGCUGACCUACAAGUUCAUCCCCUUGGCGGCAGGAGAGGUGGCGCAGAAAGCAGGUUGGACGUCUGUGGCCAGGAGAGGAACGCCACCCAGAGCCCCAGAUCCAGACGCAAGCCUGACACUGGGGGUUUCUCUGAGGAGGCCCGAGCCCCCCUAGGCCACUUCUGCCAGGGCCUGGCUGACACGGAAGCACAACUGGGAGAGACUGCCGUGCUCUCCUGUACCCUCACCAGGGACAUGGGACCUGGUUCCUGGUUUAAGGAUGGAGUCAAGCUCAGUGCCCAGGAUGGACUCGUCUUCGAGCAAGAUGGUCUGGUACACAGGCUCAUCAUUGAGGAUGUGCAAGGGACCCAGGCCGGGAAGUACAGCUUUGCAGUCGGCAACCAGAAGACCGAGGCCACCCUGACUGUCCAAGAUCCCCCUGUCAUCGCUCCGGAUGUGACAGACAGACUGAGGGAGCCUCUGACGGUCAAGGCUGGGAAGCCGCUGACUGUGAAGAUCCCCUUCAAGAGUCGCCUACCUGUUCAGGCCACCUGGAGGAAGGACGGGGCCCAGGUGGAGGGCAGCAGCAGUGGGGGCGCCCAGGUGGCCCUGGGCGACGGCUUCACUCGGCUGUGCCUCCCCAGCACCAGACGGAAGGAUGGCGGCCAGUACAGCGUGACGCUGAGAAGCGAGGGUGGCUCCGUGCAGGCCACACUCACCCUGCAAGUCAUAGACAAGCCCCAGCCCCCACAGGGCCCCCUGGAGGUGCAGGACUGCCAUGGGGCUGGUGUCUGCCUCCGCUGGCGGCCCCCUCGGGAUGACGGAGGCCGGGCCGUGGAGCGCUACGUGGUGGAGAGGAGGCAGGCCAGCAGGAGCACGUGGCUGAAGGUGGGCGAGGCCCCGGCAGACAGUACCACCUUCACCGACGCCCAGGUGGAGCAGGGCAAGAAGUACGCCUUCCGCGUGCGGGCCGUGUCCUCGGAGGGGGCCGGGGAGGCCCUGGAGUCUGCGGAGGUGCUGGUGGCUCCUGAGGCACUCCCCGGGCCCCCUUCCACCCCAGCGAUCCUGUCGGCCUCCAGCCAGGGCAUCACUCUGACGUGGACAGCCCCUCGGGGCCGCAGCCGUGUCCACAUCCUGGGCUACCUGAUUGAGAAGCGUAAGAAGGGGAGUAACACCUGGACAGCAGUGACCGAUCAGCCCGUGCCUGAGCGGAAGUGGACGGUUGUGGAUUUGCGGCACGACUGUCAGUAUGAGUUCCGGGUCACGGCCGUGGCCCCUGCUGGCCCUGGGGAGCCAGGACCCCCGUCGGAAGCCGUGUUUGCUCGGGACCCCAUGAGGCGCCCCGGGCCCGUGAGGGACCUCGAGGUCACGGACACGUCACACACCAGCAUCACCGUGCGCUGGGCCCCGCCGGACACGGAGGAUGGGGACGAAGCGCAGGGAUAUGUGGUGGAGCUGUGCAGCUCAGACAGUCUGCAGUGGAGCCCGUGCCACAUGGGCACCGUGUCUGCCACCACCUACACCGCCAAGGGGCUUCGGCCCCGACAGGGCUACUUCGUGCGGGUGACAGCAGUUAACGACGGGGGCCGCAGCCAGCCCACUGCCCUGGACAUGUUAGUGGAAGCCAUGCCCGUUUCCGUCGCUCCCAGGUUCCUCAUGGACUCAAAGGACUCGCUGAUGGUUAGAGUUGGGGACACCAUUCGCGUGCCCGUCUCGUUUGAGGCUGCCCCCAUGCCGGAGGUGACCUGGCUGAAGGACGGCCUGCCCUUGCCUAAGAGAAAUGUGACCUCCAGCAAGGACGGCCUCACCCAGCUCCUGGUUCCUGCGGCCAGCCUCUCAGACAGUGGUUUCUACACCGUGGUGCUGAGGGGCCUCCAGGGGGAGGAGGCCACCUACUCCUUCCACCUCAGGGUGGCAGACUACCCGCAGUCACCCGGGCCCAUCAGCCUGCAGGAGAACGUGCCUGGGACAGUGACAGCCGAGUGGGAGCCAUCUCCGGACGAGACCCGGGGCAUCCCUCUGUACUACACGGUGCUGACACGCUCCUCCAGCCACAGCUCCUGGCGCGAGGUGGCCGACCGUGUCCACACCAACCGCUUCACCCUGCUGGGCGUCGUCCCCGGCCACGAGUAUCACUUCCGCGUGGUGGCCAAGAACGCGCUGGGGGCCAGCAUGCCCUCGGACACCAGCCAGCCCUGGUGCAUCCCACGGCAGCGAGAUGGGCUCACGGUGAAAGCUCCCAGCUAUCGGGACCCCAACCUGCGCCAGAAGCCCUGGUUCCUGGUGGGCCUCCGGCCCCACAUGCUGCCGUCCGGCUGCGAGUGCUGCAUGAGCUGUGCCGUGCGCGGCUGGCCCCAGCCCCACGUCACCUGGUUCAAGGACGACCAGAGCCUGACAGGAAACCCUGGGGUGUACAGCACCGACACGCUGGGCGUGUGCUCCCUGGUCAUCCCCAGCGUCUCCCCCAAGGACAGCGGCCAGUACAAGGCAGUGGCUGAGAACACGCUGGGCCAGGCUGUCAGCACGACCACCCUCAUUGUCACAGAAUCCAGCUCCUAGCCCCGCCUCACCCUGGAAUGGCCCUGCCAGGCCACACAGCCACGAUGAUGACAGAAGCCUGACGCUGACACCUACACUGGCCUGGAGAGCCAGUCCCCAAAGAUGGAAGACACCGGCAAUGCCCAGGACCCCAGGGAGGCAGGAGAGGGGCUUCUGAGGAGGUUUCACCAGGAAGCCAUGGAGUCCUCGGGGAAGGAAGAGAAGAAUGUGGGCACUCGUCCUCAGCGCCCCAAGCUACAUCAUGAACAGGGUACCGGUGACCUCCACUCACCACGCAGCCGUCUUUCUUCUCCACCUGAGGAGAUCCAGGGAGAACCUGCCUGCAGGACGGAGGCCAGGUCCUCCUCUCCUGAGCCAUGCCCUCUGUGGGGGUGAGCUGGGCCUGCUGUGACCGCAGGGAGAGGAGCGUGAGGGAGGUCCAUGGACCUGGUCGGGACUGGGGCACGGAGGGCAUGUGUACGGAGUGAUUUCUGUACUUUUCUUCAUUAAAACAUUAGGCAAAUAGAGGCAAAUCA
Molecule: messenger RNA, 4394 nt
Organism: Rhinolophus ferrumequinum (greater horseshoe bat)
Lineage: Eukaryota; Metazoa; Chordata; Mammalia; Chiroptera; Rhinolophidae
Gene: IGFN1
Product: immunoglobulin like and fibronectin type III domain containing 1
Exons: 25
Coding region: 118-3879 (1253 amino acids)
Molecular function (GO): protein binding
Source: RefSeq, a predicted model, not a curated record